UUUAGUUAAAAAAGAUUUGGUUUAUAAUAAAUUAUUUAUUAAAUAUUAUAGUAGAUCAUAGGAAGAGCUAAGAGUUAGAAUAAUACUUAAAAUUUAUACAAAAAUAAUACUAAUCACUUGGAUAAAAUGAUUGAAAAAUACGAUGGACGUCGUUAAAAUUAUUCAAGACAAAACAACAAAAAUAAUAUGCUUGAAUCUUAUCAUGGUUCUAAUUCUGCUAAUCAAAUUAGCAGAAAAAACGAAGCGUAAUUAUGCAGAAAUGAUGCUGUUGACAUAUUUUCCAUGCAUAACUAAAUGAUUAAGAGCAUGGAUUAAAGAUUUGAAUAAAUGCAUAACAAAAUGAUGAAAAAUUUUGAAAGUUCUUUUGGGGGUUUUGGGAUUGGUGGUAUUUUAAAAGAAUUUUAAUAGCCAUUUAGCAUGAUGAACAGCAUUUCUAAAUAGAUGGAUAGGAUGUUUUCUGAUUUUAGUGACCUUCAUCAUAGUACUAUGCAGAAUAGAGAUAAAGGCGGGUUUACCUCAGUGCAGAGAGUUUUUGCUAUGGAAAAGAAGAUUGGACCUGAUAAUAAGCCUUACUAACAGAAAUAUUUUUCUAACAAUGUAGUCUAGAAAGAUUAAUCAGGAAACACUAUUUCAGAGAGAUAACAGGCAUAUAAAAACACUUAUGAGAAAAGGGAUGCAAUUGCAUAAGAAAGGAUGUUAAAUAAUUAAGGAAGAAAGUUCGUUUAAGAAAGAGUGAAUGGACAAAUCAGUUCAACCAACCAUUAUUAUAACAUGGAUGAAAAUUAAACUGAUGAUUUCGAUAGUAUGUGGAAUAAUUUCAAUUAAAAGAUGGGAUUCCAUAAAAAUCAUUUUAAAUAGUUGGGAUUUGGAGGAGGUUUUACAAAUUAAAACAGGCUGAGAAACGAUGAAGAUAAUUAUAAUGAUUCAGCAAGUAACUGGAGUGCUCCUAGUAAUUAAGAAAAUUUCACUAGAAAGGGUUAUCAACACAAUUAAAGAUAAAAUAAGAAGAAUUACAAAGAAUAUAAUUUUAAAGAUGAUUAAAGACGUGGUGAUUACCUUCCAAUUCAUGCUCGAAACGAGGAUUAACCAGUGCGUCUCAACAAUAACUUCAAUGGAUAUGGAAGAAGAGAGACUGAUCUAUAGCCAACGUAACCAAAUUAAAAUAGACCAUCAGUAGCAGCACUUCCAUAAAGUUAAGCACAAAUACCUUCUAACAAUAAUAGCAUUGCUGACUCAAGGCCUAACUAAAGAAACAGCAUUUAAAAUUCUAAUAUAAAUAGACCUCCAGUUACUGUUCCUGCAAGAUAAAAUAAUCAGAUACCUAUUAGAAACGGUGUUGAAUCUGGAGUUUUUGUGAAUAGAAAUAACCCAAAAGGUGCCUUGCCUAAGGCAGGAUGA
Tetrahymena thermophila SB210 is the source of this 1398-nucleotide messenger RNA. RefSeq lists its product as hypothetical. The record is from RefSeq and is a predicted model, not a curated record. The transcript has 5 exons. NCBI's taxonomy places the organism in Eukaryota, Ciliophora, Oligohymenophorea, Hymenostomatida, Tetrahymenidae.